Ruditapes philippinarum (Manila clam) is the source of this 5674-nucleotide messenger RNA. RefSeq names its product POU domain, class 6, transcription factor 1-like. The transcript is spliced from 10 exons. Gene Ontology annotation, biological process: regulation of transcription by RNA polymerase II. The coding region runs from base 241 to 1836 and encodes 531 amino acids. NCBI's taxonomy places the organism in Eukaryota, Metazoa, Mollusca, Bivalvia, Venerida, Veneridae. The record is from RefSeq and is a predicted model, not a curated record. Gene Ontology annotation, molecular function: RNA polymerase II cis-regulatory region sequence-specific DNA binding; DNA-binding transcription factor activity, RNA polymerase II-specific.
AAAUUAUACGCCCCCGUGUAAUUGUAAAUAUUUUGUUGAUGAAAAGGCUAGGACGCGGUGGAAAGAUCAUCUUUGUAACACGAAAAACAGUUAAAUCGACAUCUUUUAAUUUGUGUGGAAAGUGCAGACGGACAACCGUGCUGACUGGGAAGCGGGAGAUCAGAGAUUCUAUAUUAAAAGCAGUGGAAAUUGGCUACAUGAACGUGGAUUAUAUUUCAUUAUCCCGCCGCAUUCUACAUCAUGGAUGCUGAUUCUAAUGAUGGAACUGUGACAGAGUCCCUGAACGGUGAGACCAAGCCUGAUGUUGCCAAACUUGCACAAUCUGCCAUCAUCAAACAGGUUCGUGAAACUUUAUCUUCCGUUUUUGUUAUAUUUUCCUGCUUAGCCUCCAUCUUGUUUCUGCUAGUUAUUAGGAAAUUGAUGGACAACUUGUCUUUUAAGAGGUUUCUUGAGGGAGUAAAAGGAGCAAUAUCAUCAUUAUCAAGUCCUUCCCAGCUGUUUGGUCAACCACAAGUGGCGCCACCUCAGUUUUUUCUCACCGGAAAUCCCCUCCAGUCACAAACCGGAGCAUCUGGAUCAGUUCCAGUUCAACAACUUCUCAUCCCAGUCUCCACAGGUAUUUAUCCCCCGCAGUUUAUCAGCAUUCCAGUUUCUAUGGCAACUGGUGGGAACCAGCAGAUACAGUUGUUGACAACAUCAAAUGGGCAGAUAGUUGCAACAAAUCUUGCCAACCUAGCAGGUCUAUCUAAUCCACUUAGUGCUAGUCUUGCUAACUCAGUAAACAAUUUGGCUAGCCAAUCAUUGCUACAGAAUUCAUCCUCCCAUCAUUCCUCAGCAACACAAGCAUUGACCAAUCAUCUUGCAGCAGUGGCUCCCUCUUUGUUAGCUGCUGGUGCCCAGAGUCAACUUCUAGCCGGUCUUGGCCAACAGCUUUUAUCACAAGUAUCGUUAGCUCAAUCAAAUGGGACAAACUCACUUUCACAGUCUAGUCAGGUAUCUAACUCAUCGGCCAGCCAGACUCAGGCUGUCCUAAACUCCUUACAGCAAACAUUGUCGGCUGCGAGUGCAGGUCAGAAUGGUAUCACAGUUCAACCGGCAUCAACACGUAUUUUAACACAGAAUCUCAACAACACAGCUUCUUCAUUAAACUCAUCCAACACGACAACUCAGUUACUUGGGAAGAUUUCAGAAAUCGGGGCAUCAGGUCAUACCAACACGGCUGUAAAUUUAGCCAAUCAGAUAUUAGCAACUCGUGUAACGUCAACACAGCUUAUUAAUCAUGUGCCAUCUUCAUUAGAAGGAUUGAUGCCAAAUACUGUGGGUAAUUCAACUGAGAGUACAACAGUGGAUGGUAUAAACCUUGAUGAGAUAAAAGAGUUUGCAAAACAAUUUAAAAUCCGGAGAUUAUCUCUUGGCCUCACUCAGACUCAGGUGGGGCAAGCUUUAAGUGCAACAGAGGGACCAGCCUAUUCCCAGUCCGCCAUUUGUCGAUUUGAAAAAUUGGACAUCACUCCAAAGAGUGCACAAAAGAUUAAGCCGGUGUUAGAAAGAUGGAUGCUGGAGGCUGAGGAGAGAUACAAAAAUGGGAUGCAAAACCUUACUGAAUUUAUUGGCAGCGAGCCAUCAAAGAAACGUAAAAGGCGUACAUCAUUUACACCCCAAGCUUUGGAACUGCUGAACAAAUUUUUUGAAAGAAAUACUCAUCCAUCAGGUGCAGAAAUGACAGAAUUAGCAGACAAGUUAAAUUAUGACAGAGAAGUUAUCAGAGUUUGGUUCUGUAAUAAAAGACAAGCUUUGAAAAAUACCAUUAAAAAGCUGAAGCAAGAAGGGCCAUGAUUGGACUGUCCAUUUGUAAAAAGGAUUGUGAUUGGUUAGUUCAGCAAGACUUCAAAAUCUUGUUCUCAGUACUUCAUUUGAAACCUGAGCUGUGAUUGGUCACUUCAGGUGCAGGAAAGAGUUGUGAUUGGUUAAAAUAUGAAUCUCAAAGCAAUGGACCAGUUGUUGUGUUAGAUUUAGCAUUUAUUGUUUAAGAUUUUUCUUGACAUGUAUUUGUUGGCAGAUUGAGGUAGCAAUAGCCAGGAACCAGUAUAUAAAGUGCAAUGAGUUGUGAAACUUGAACAAACAGUUUAAGGAGGGUGUCAUUUGAAGCCAGAAUGUCUCUUCCAUGCUGUAAUCUGCUAUAGAUGUUAGUUUUAAAAUAUUGACUGUUUUUGUAUUAAAUAUGAAAAGUUCAUACUUAAGUGGAGUGAAUUGCUAAACUUUUUUUUUCUCUUCAAGUUAUUGAGGCAGCUUUCAUGUUAGUAUUUAUUUAAGACUCUUUUAUUUUUUUAUUUUUUUUGUUGGAGCUAUGGCUUUGUAAAAUUUGAGAAGCAUCUUUUUUAUUACAAGAUGACUCUGGGUAUCAGUGUUCAAGACUUUUAUGUAUUAUUAUUUUUCUUUUUAAACUAUGUUUAAGUUUGUCAAAGAGUUAUGACCCUUUCCAUACAAUAAUUAAGAUUUUUUACAUAAAUCACUUUGCAGGCAAUCUUUUCAGUUAUUAUAGUAGAUGUGCAAUCUAUAGAUUUUUUUUCAUUUUAAAUGCCUGUAUCUCUAAAUUGUACGGGUAUAUGAGAAUGUAUUUUAUACAUAGCAGUUGCUAUAUGUAUAUAUGGUUUUGUGCUGAUCUUUUCAAUAGAAGAAAUUUUUAUUGAAUCUUUUACUCUUAUCAUCUCAUAUAUAAUUUUUGUGAGAUAUUUUCACAUUAAUUUCAAGCAUCAUACAAUUAUGAUAUUAUUUUGAUAAUUUUUUACAUGACACAUCUCCAGUUGGUUUUUAAAGGAUAUUUAAUUUUGGUAACCUUUUCACAUGAUGCAAGUUGUAUUGGUCAGAAAAAAAAAAAUGAAUUGAAGUUACCUUUUUAUUCAUGUAUUGUCAAAUAAUAGUAAUUUUGAAGGACACAGCUUAUGCUGGUUAGGUCAAUAACUAGGACGUUCUCUCACAAAAUGUGUAGAGCUAUCUGAUCUCAUUCAUUCUAUUUUCUCCAUUUCAUACUUUAUAAAACUAAUAAACAUUAGUUCAUUUUAAGACAUCAUAUAAAAAGAGUAAACAUAGAUUCUAACUUUAUUUUCUCUAAUUUCGCAAAGAUUUUAAGAUAUCUAGACAUCAUUUCCUGAGUUAAGCUUAAAGCUACAUGUAUACUGAAAACAUUUCAUAGAUGAGUAACAUCUCAUCUCCAUGUAAGUGGUUUGAUUUGACCUAAGAAUUUAAACAAAAGUCAUAAACAUGGAUCCUUACCUUGCUGAAACUGAAACUGAUUAGCAGUUGACACCAGUAUAGAGAUAGGGCUUACUUUCUUCAUUAUCGAUAUCUCUAUAUUAAAAGUGGAUAGUCCCAGAUAUGGAAGCUGUGCAUAUUCAUUUAAAGUGGAUUGGUCUACAAUGGGCACAUUUUCCAUAAACAUUUCAAAUCUCGAUAAAAACAAUAGAAAUGUAUCAUUUGGAUUUUUUUUUUAAAUGUUGCUUGAAGACAAAAAUAAAGGUUAUAGAGUUCUAAGUGAUUUAGUUUGAAUUUUUAUAAGAUAAAUAAUAGUAUUUUAUUUGUAAUACAUGUAUAUUAUUAGUGGUAAGGUUAUAUGACCCUAUGUAAACGGCUAUUAGUAAAUAUGACCCGAGCUGCUAGGUGAGGGUUAUAUUGCAAACAGCCGUUUAUAUACGGUUAUAUAACCUGUCAACAAUCUUUAUUACGAAUUUAUAAUACAGCAAACAUCAUUUUUUAGAGAAAAAAGUAAGAUUCCUUCAUAAUCGACAGCAGCCGUGUAUAUAAAACUAUAUAAACAUCACGACUAUCAAAUGAAAAGCGACUUUACAAACGUGCACUAUUAUAAUGAAUGAUGUAUCUUACACUUGCCAACAAUAUCCAAAUACAGUUAUAUUGUGGUUUGUUGUUAUGUCUGAUACUAAGUAUUACCAUUGUAAUUAUUUAUUGUAUUACAGAUCUUCCAUUAUAGACCAAUUCACUUUAAGAUAAUCAGUAGCUUAAGGGUUAAAUUAUAGAAAAAUCUACAUACCAGUGUUUAUUUAAAGAUCUUUAUAUACCAUUGAUGAUAUUUAAGAUAUUUUGUUCAUGUAUUUAUUGUAUAUUUAUUAAAUUAAUUUAUUUGUUAUAUUUUGUUGUAUAUAAGAAUCAAUGGCAUUUAAUUAUUCUGAAAGAUUUUCUUCAGCAUUUUUUUAUGAAGAACUGGUAUCCUGGUUAGGAAAAAUUUACAAUAUUAAAAUUUAAGGAGUUAUUUGUGCAAAUAUAAUAUCCUAAAACUUACUUAAAGCUUGUAUAUUUACAUUAAUCUAUAUAUUAAGCCAAUACUGAAUUUUGAAAGGCAAGAGCUGGCUACACAUAGUUGUGGACUUCCAUAAAUCCAUAAAUCAGAGCAAGGACAGAUCUAGCCCUUCAUAUAUGUAUAUUUUAUUUCCUAACAUAGGAUUCAUUGUGCAAUAUUCAUUUAACAUAGAAACAGGGUGUUUUCCUAUAUGAGAUGAUGUAAUUUUCCUCCACAACCUUUAUUUUGUAAUCCAUUCAGUGUUGUGUAUUAAAUAUGAGCCGCGUCAUGACAAAACCAACAUAGUGCGUUUGUGACCAGCAUGGAUCCAGACCAGCGUGCGCAUCCGCGCAGUCUGAUCAGGAUCCAUUCUGUUCGCUAUCAGUUUCUCUAUUUGCUGUAGGGUUUGUAAGCGAACAGCAUGGAUCCUGACCAGACUGCGCGGAUGCGCAGGCUGGUCUAGAUCCAUGCUGGUCGCAAAUCCAUUAUGUUGGUUUUGUCAUGAUGCGGCUCAAAUAUUAGUUUUGUGUUUGCAGGCUUCCAUUAAUGUUAUACAAAAUAUGUGAUUUUUUUUUAGUGCAUUGUCAAUUAGAUUUACUCUUGAAUUUUCUUCUGCAAAGUUUCAAAGAUCUGAUACACAAUUUUAUCAAGAAAGAUGUAGAAAUUGUUAUAAAGCAAGCCUCUAACCAGAUUAAUUACAUUUUUCAUGGAUGAGUUUAUAAAAUCUAAAUAUAUGACAAUUGUCAAAUUCUUCUAACUGCAUGAGAUAACAUAUUGAAAUCAAUUGUGUAUGCCAUUUUUCUUAUGAAAUGUAAGGCAAAAGAAACAUCAUUACAUUGUUAUACUACACAUGUGAAAUAUAUAGAAAUACGUAAUGCUAAUGUAACAUUAAAAACAAGCAGAGCUUUCUGAUUAAGUGUUCGCUAUGAACUUUAAAAUAUUUGUCAGUUUUUAACCAUGAAUGCUAAUACAAUGUACAUGUCUAUGGACAGUAAAAAUAUGUAAUGAGUCACUUCUUUAAACCCACAAUUUAGUAAACCCUUUAAUUGUGUUAGUAACAGAGUAUUAAUGGGCAACAGAAAUAGUCCAUUGUGUCAUAUAUUGCAUAAUUUAUUUAGAAUGCCACUAUCAUUGUAAAUAUCUAUAUAUUUAUAACAUUAUAUUAAUUAAGUUUGAUUUUUUUUAAGGAUUUCUUUACUUUUUAGGAGGCUGGCAGCUUUAAGUAUGAGAAAUUCCUUUUUGUCAUCAAUAUUAUGAUAACAUGUUUUACAAGUAUAGUGAGAAAUAUCUUGUGCAAUAACAAUUAAAAUGUAUGCUACAAUAUAGUAGUGUUACCUCUGUAGAGAUAUAGAGAAUCUGUCGAGCAAUUACCUUUACACAACA